CUCUAUCAAUCUCCCAUCCCAAUCUCAGACAACGUUCCUCGUUCACUUCCCACUUCCCAGAAGCCAAAAGCAAAAAAAAAAAAAAGCCCACAUCGGAGAUGGAGGAGCAACCACUAGAGACGGCGGCGGAGAAGCAGCCGGAGGUUCACCGACGGCCGCUGGCGACGAAGGUAAUGGUGGCCAUAGACGAGAGCGAUAACAGCUUCUACGCUCUCCAGUGGGUCAUCGACCAUUUCUCCAGCUUGGUGGUGCCUCAACCGCCACCGGAGGCGGAGGAGGAGUCGCCGGCGGCGGCGACGGAUGGAGGGAUGCUGACGGUGGUUCAUGUUCAGCAGCCGUUCCAGCAGUUUGCUUUUCCGGCGGGGCCCGGUGGCGCGACCGCAGCAGUCUACAUGACGUCAUCGAUGAUGGAGGCUGUGAGAAAAGCCCAACGAGAGACCGCCACUGCACUUUUUGCUCGCGCCCUCCAAAUUUGCCGGAAGAAUAAGGUAAAUGUGGAAACUCUUCUGAUGGAGGGCGACCCGAAAGACGUGAUAUGCCAAGCGGUCGAGGAAAUGCGCGUUCAGCUUCUGGUCAUGGGUAGUCGUGGCCUCGGCAAGAUCAAAAGAGCGUUUCUCGGGAGCGUCAGCGACUACUGUGCUCACCACGCCAAGUGCGCGAUUCUCAUCGUGAAGCCGCCCAGGGACAUGGCUAAGUAAGCAGAGUAUAGUUUACUGAUGUAAAAAAAAUGCAAAUAUUGUGUAUUUGCGACUGUAAGAAUAAAUUAUGGGCCAUAAAAAGUGAAUAAUAUAAACAUAUAUGGAUAAAACUAAGUGAAUGCACUGAUUAUUUUCUCUUUUCUUCA
This is a messenger RNA of Tarenaya hassleriana, 844 nucleotides long. Its product is annotated as universal stress protein A-like protein. Bases 99 to 698 code for a protein of 199 amino acids. The record is from RefSeq and is a predicted model, not a curated record. NCBI's taxonomy places the organism in Eukaryota, Viridiplantae, Streptophyta, Magnoliopsida, Brassicales, Cleomaceae. The transcript is spliced from 5 exons.